Molecule: messenger RNA, 1493 nt
Organism: Chlorocebus sabaeus (green monkey)
Lineage: Eukaryota; Metazoa; Chordata; Mammalia; Primates; Cercopithecidae
Gene: ZNF581
Product: zinc finger protein 581
Biological process (GO): regulation of transcription by RNA polymerase II
Molecular function (GO): DNA-binding transcription factor activity, RNA polymerase II-specific; RNA polymerase II cis-regulatory region sequence-specific DNA binding
Source: RefSeq, a predicted model, not a curated record
UGAGCUGAGAUCCGGCCACUGCACUCCAGCGUGGGUGACACAGCAAGACUCCAUCUCAAAAAAAAAAAAAAAAAAAGAAAGUGGACCUUGAGAAGAGGGGGUGGCCAAGAAAAGGUUCCUGAAGGAGGCAGGACCCAGACUGCAGGCUGGGGAGGGUUUGGGCAGCCAGAGGGAGGUGAGGGUGCUGGAGCGGGGGUCACUCGGUCACUCUGGCCGGAGAUCUGAGCGGCUUCUGCUCCCUCUGCGCUGUGGAGUGCAUCUGUUUGCCAGCCUCGCUGGACCGUUGAGAGGAUUCAUCGAGACCCUGGAUAUGAAUAUGCAGUGUGAACUGAAGUUUGGGGACAUGAGUAAUCAGUCACAGUGGCCCAAGAUUUGAGGUGUAAAUGGAGAAGUCAAUGAUUCGCUGCAGCUGUCUGGAACAGGCCUCAGCCAGCCCUCCGGAUGCUGGUGCUGCCAUCCCCCUGCCCUCAGCCUCUGGCAUUUUCCUCCGUUGAGACCAUGGAGGGCCCUCCCCGUCGGACAUGCCGCUCCCCAGAACCUGGACCUUCCUCCUCCAUCGGAUCUCCCCAGGCUUCAUCUCCUCCAAGGCCCAACCACUACCUGCUCAUUGACACUCAGGGUGUCCCCUACACAGUGCUGGUGGACGAGGAGUCACAGAGGGAGCCAGGGGCCAAUGGGGCUUCAGGCCAGAAAAAGUGCUACAGCUGCCCCGUGUGCUCAAGGGUCUUCGAAUACAUGUCCUACCUUCAGCGACACAGCAUCACCCACUCGGAGGUAAAGCCCUUCGAGUGCGACAUCUGUGGGAAGGCAUUCAAGCGCGCCAGCCACUUGGCACGGCACCAUUCCAUUCACCUGGCGGGUGGUGGGCGGCCCCACGGCUGCCCGCUCUGCCCUCGCCGCUUCCGGGAUGCGGGUGAGCUGGCCCAGCACAGCCGGGUGCACUCUGGGGAACGCCCAUUUCAGUGUCCACACUGCCCUCGCCGCUUUAUGGAGCAGAACACGCUGCAGAAGCACACGCGGUGGAAGCAUCCGUGAGCUGGGCUGCCGGGUGCCCCAGGUACCACAGGACUUUGCAGGGAGCCUGGACUCCUGUCCAGACACCUGGUGAGAGCCCGAGGCUGGUGUUCAGGGCCCCGGACACAGACACAGAGCAGCCGCAUCUCAAAGGCAGAGCCCUGCCUGAAGGAGGAAUCCGUGAGUAAUCUUCAGGUCCUCCGUGUUGUGGAGCUGAGAUGGGAAUGAGCCCCUACACAAAAUGGAGUCCUCUAGCCUAAAGAUAUCAGCUGUUCCGUGGCAGAGCCUUGACUGGAUGCGGGUGGGGAGUGUCGUGUGUAAAGUCUCUGGCCUCAUAAAAGAUGGCUGUGGGUCAUCAGGAAUCUGUGCCAUCUUCCUGAGGCUUCUGUGCUGUUGUUGGGGAAGGGACCCCAGUCCUGCCUUCCACCCCCCAACCAGGCCUGAGACCGAUCAAACAAUAAACGCGUUUCCCACCCUGA